This is a messenger RNA of Priapulus caudatus, 1297 nucleotides long. Its product is annotated as cerebral cavernous malformations protein 2 homolog. NCBI's taxonomy places the organism in Eukaryota, Metazoa, Priapulida, Priapulimorpha, Priapulimorphida, Priapulidae. The transcript has 7 exons. The coding region runs from base 183 to 803 and encodes 206 amino acids. The record is from RefSeq and is a predicted model, not a curated record.
AGACGUUCUUGCCGUACGAGGUGACGCAGGAGCAUGAUGCGGUGCUGAGUCUCUCAUCGUACAGCAUCGUCAUCUUGAGGCGAGACCCACGUGAACGCACCGAGAAGUUGGUUCUUCUUGUGGCCAUCCACGAGGUGGCAGCAGCGUGCUACAUACGCGAAGACAACGAUAAUCUUCUUGUGAUGAAGAUCGGUGACCCUGACAAUAACAAGGAGACGUGUACACUAGCAGUGCUCUAUCUAGAGUCCAAGAUGGCAGCAGAAGAGCUAUGUGCACUCAUACGACAGUGCUUCGAACUGGUGUACACGUCUGCUGCCCGGCGAUUCUUCGAUGAAAAGCUCAAAUUCGAGGGGCGGGAUGACGCAUCAAUCGCACACAGUGAGGACUCUGUGUCGACGGGAGCGAAGAGGGAGGGUCUGUCGUUCAUCACCGGCUCGCAGCAGGACCUGACGAUGCACUCUCGGGGCAGCCCGACGUCUGCAGGCGGUGCACGGCCGCGCCGCACGAGCAACGCGCGUAGCGAGAGCGAGCUCAGCGGUGCCGAGGUCAUACACGACUACAUGAAGCAGCUGCAUGCACGGCUGAAUGGCCCCGAAUUGCGCCAGUUUGCAAUCCUACUGCGGCGUUGGCACACAGACCUUCCUUUCACUGAAUUCUGCCAGAAGCUGUUCGAACUCUACGGACCAGAGAGGAAAUACCUACUCGCCGAGAUGCGCCCGUUUAUUCCGGAGAAAGACUCUCCGGACUUUGAGAACUUUCUCGUGCGUAUUGGCAUCCACAGUGGCAGCGACUCGAGCGAGUAGCCUUGCAGGGAGAGCGCACCAGCCAGGCAGAGCGCGCACGGUCGUCGUACCGAUACACCGGCAAACUACCAGCUAGGGAACCGGUCUCGCAUCGACGAGACAAUCCGCACGAUCCGCGCGCCGCCCUUCGCUGGUCCGAAACUAGAGGGCGCCCCGACAGCGCGCGGCAGAUGGACAACGCGUCGACGGCGUGCUACAUGAACGAGCUGCAGCAGAUCUCCUCGCAGAUCCACUCGCUACACGUGCGCGCUGAGGUCUACCCUGAGCCGGCAGAGUCGCGCGGCCGACGCCGCGAGAACAAGGAGAGUGCACAGAUGCGCAGGGAGUUGGGGCAGUCGGCCUACUCUGAUAGACUGUGAAGUGUCACUGUGGCUUGCUGCUGCUACUAGUCGUACUUCUACUGCAGUUACAGUUACUGCUCUUGGUACUAGUGAUGACUGCUACUGCUACAGCUACUGCUGCUGCUGCUGCUGCUACUACUGUUCCUGCUACUG